AUGCAGGCGUGUGAUGUCUGCAUCAUUGGUGCUGGCCUCUCGGGUCUCGCCUGCGCAAAAAAGCUGCACGAAAUCCACCGGGAAUCCACCAUACUGAUCCUGGAGGCACGGGACAGGGUAGGCGGCCGAACGCUGUCUGUGCCAUUUCACGGCGAUGCGGUAGAUUUGGGCGGCCAAUGGGUGGGCCCUGCGCAGCAUCGCGCGCUGACGCUUCUUCACGAACUCGGACUCAAAACUGUCAGACAAACAUGGUUUGGAGAAUCCCAAUCAUCAUCUGGGCCCAACCUUACAGACCUCGUCGGGUUGGGAUACCGGUCCCUGGAUGCCUGGGCUGCUGGCGUCAGAGACCCUGGCUCCUGGUCUCGAGCUGAUGCGGUUGCCUGGGACCGACUGAGCGUCCAGGACUUCUUCGACGCCCACGUGGCGCUACCUGGAGUACGACGGGAGCUGGAUCUGCUCGUACGCACCGUCACCGCCUCCGAACCCGCACACCUCUCCUUCCUGUAUUUUCUUGCCUUCCUGGGCAUGUGUGGCGGCCUGACGGCAGUGGGUGACGGCGACGGCGGCGCACAGAGCUUCAAGGUAGCGGGCGGCGCGCAGCAGCUGGCGUGUCGACUCGCCUGCGACCUGCAGGCGCGUGGUGGCGUGGAGGUGCGUCUCAACACCGCCGUCACGCACAUCGCUUGGCAGUCUGACCGCGACACCAUUAGUGCAUGUACGACACGAAUUCAGGCUUCAAAAGUCGUGCUGGCUAUCUCGCCGCCGCUGUGGGGGACCAUCGAAUGGAGUCCGCCGCUGCCUCUAGACAAGGCUGCCGUCGCCAGCCGGAUGUACAUGGGCAGCGCCGUCAAGACGAUUGCUGUAUACAAGACGCGCUUCUGGGAUUCUGGCCGCGGCGGUGUCGCCGCCGCGCCAGCGGCAGCAGUACGGCAGCUCUAUUUGGAAGAUCUAGGGCCUGUAGCGAAUCUGUUCCCCAGCACUGUCGCCGGCGCCCCGGCACUGAUUGGGCUGAUCACGGCCGCCAGCGCCGCCACAUUCGCAAGCCUGCGCGAGCAUGAGCGCCGAGCCCAAGUGCUGCGCCAGUACGAGCAUUACUUUGGCACCGCCGCCGCCAGGACUGAAUGUACGGAUUUCAUUAGUAAGGACUGGAUACGGGAGCCGUAUAGCCGCGGCUGUUUCGCAGCGCUGAUGCCUCCCGGGCUUGCGACGUGCAGUGGUGGUGCGGCGGCUCGGAGGCCACUAGGCGGAAGUAGGAACGUGUUUUUCGCCGGGACAGAGCUUGCAAGUGAGUGGGCCGGAUAUAUUGAGGGUGCCAUUGAGGCCGGGUACCGGGCAGCGGAGGAAGUGGCGACGGCGUUGGGGGGGGGCGGGACGUCGCCCGAGUUGCUUACUGGGUUGGUGCAAGCGCUGUGCCCUAGGCCCAGCUCCAUGCUCUAG
Molecule: messenger RNA, 1437 nt
Organism: Volvox carteri f. nagariensis
Lineage: Eukaryota; Viridiplantae; Chlorophyta; Chlorophyceae; Chlamydomonadales; Volvocaceae
Exons: 4
Coding region: 1-1437 (478 amino acids)
Molecular function (GO): oxidoreductase activity
Source: RefSeq, a predicted model, not a curated record